UCUGCGUACAAGUCGCAUUCACGCAGUUGAAAUAAAUAUUAUUGUUUUGUAUUUUUAUCAGUUCAAAAUGAGUGCAGUGUAAUGAAUUAAAAUUUAUGAAAACAAACAUAACGCGACAAAGGAAAAACAUUCGAUUCGAUAGGAAAAUCAAUAAAUCAGAGCAUUUAUUAAAAGAUCAUAUCGCUAUUUAACUAGCCACCAGAAACAGUUAUCGCAUGAAAUGGCACCGGAAGGAAAUGCGGCACCGCGACGCCAUAGUCAGAUCAGUCAGAAUAGUGAAAAUAGCGAAACUAGCACCGGUGGCAAUGUCCAGGUGCAGCGGGAAAACUCAUCUCCACGAACCGCCUGCCAGUGGGUGUGGCAUGUGGUAACAUCGAUCUCCGUGGAGCCCACAAUGUUCCUGUACAUGUUCGCCUUCAUGAUCACCUCGGUCGUGGAGCAGAAUUUCUACCUAUACAAGUCAUGUCGCGUGAACAACAAUUUCACGGAGGAGGUUUGCCGUAAUCUCAAUCGACCGGAGAACAAGGAAUUCAAGGAUCAAUCGCUGCAAACCAAUGCCUGGUUCCUGCAAUGGAACGACAUCUCAGCCCACAUCUUUCCCAUUUUAUUGGCCCUGUUUCUGGGCUCCUUUUCGGAUCGUCGUGGAAGGAAGUUUCCCCUGCUUAUGGGCCUGGUGGGGAAAUUCAUCUACUCCUCCAUGGUGGUGGUCAAUGCCAGGAUGCCCACAUGGCCGGUGGAGAAUAUUAUCUUUUCGGCCACACUGCCAUCGGCUUUAACGGGUGCAGAUGUGGCUAUAUUUGCGUCCUGUUUUGCCUACAUCUCGGAUAUCUCGACGGUGCAGCAACGCACAAUUCGUGUGACUAUCCUGGAUGUGGUCUACCUCACGGCCAUGCCCACAGGUGUGGCUCUAGGAUCACAUCUAUUUUACAAUGUCUUUGAUCAGUCGUAUGCGGACAUGUUCACAGUGAAUGCAUCCCUACUGGCAAUGGCCAUCAUUUAUACACUGUUUGCCCUAAAGUGGCAAACCACGCCAAGACAGCGAUCUCUGAGAGAGCUUGGCUGGUGUGGCUUUUGGGGUGACUUCUUUGACAAACAACACGUAAAGGACUCUUUUACGGUGUUGGUAAAGCCACGCAGGGCUCACAGAAGAAGCUUCCUGAUUAUCCUGCUGAUCAGCAUGACCCUGUACACAUUCCAGCGUGAUGAAGGUAGCUAUCUUUACAUGUAUACCCUGGACAAGUUCGACUGGGAGGUUAGCUCCUACAGCAGCUUCAAGACUUUCAAGUCUUCGGCAUAUGUGAUUGCCAUGCUGCUCGGAGUGCCACUAAUGAACAAGGUUUUAAAGUGGAGGGAUACGAUCAUCAUCUUUAUUGGAGCCUGGGCUCACUCGAUAGCCCGUCUGUUCUUUUACUUUGCCAGCAAUACGGAUCUCCUUUAUGCCGGAGCCGUAGUCUGCAGUCUGGGCCCUAUAGUGGGUCCCAUUAUCAGGGCCAUGACCUCGAAGAUAGUGCCUACCUCAGAGCGUGGCAAGGUGUUUGCCCUGCUCUCUGUUUGUGAUAAUGCAGUGCCCUUUAUCAGCGGUGUUUGCUACUCGCAACUCUAUAGGGCCACCAAAGACACAAAUUAUGGAGGAAGUGUCUUUCUGCUGACCAUUGCCACCCAAAUGACUGUCUUCCUGCUUAUACUUUGCAUUCAUAUUGUGCUGGGCAAAAACUCACUGGCUGUGCCGGAGGUUCCGGAAAAGGAAAGCGGCCUUAUUGCCCAAAAGCAGGAGUUACCGGCCAAUUCAGAAGAGGCGGAGAAAUAUUAAUAGGUCCUUGCAUUUACUCUUAAAAUGUUCCUAACAAAAAGACAUAAAGCCUGAAGAGGGCAACUAUUAUUAGAAAAGGCAAAAACAAAAAACGUCACAAUAUAUUAUCAAUAUU
This is a messenger RNA of Drosophila serrata, 1925 nucleotides long. RefSeq names its product lysosomal proton-coupled steroid conjugate and bile acid symporter SLC46A3. Gene Ontology annotation, cellular component: membrane. The record is from RefSeq and is a predicted model, not a curated record. NCBI's taxonomy places the organism in Eukaryota, Metazoa, Arthropoda, Insecta, Diptera, Drosophilidae. Gene Ontology annotation, biological process: transmembrane transport. Gene Ontology annotation, molecular function: transmembrane transporter activity.